This is a messenger RNA of Thalassophryne amazonica, 2678 nucleotides long. RefSeq names its product olfactomedin-like 1 (gene olfml1). NCBI's taxonomy places the organism in Eukaryota, Metazoa, Chordata, Actinopteri, Batrachoidiformes, Batrachoididae. The record is from RefSeq and is a predicted model, not a curated record. Gene Ontology annotation, biological process: signal transduction. The transcript has 8 exons. Bases 298 to 1530 code for a protein of 410 amino acids.
CAGCGUAACAGUGAGACAGACAUUAGCAGGAGGGACUGACGCGCUCGAUUCAUACGGAUCAGAACCCGCUGAAGCAAAAACCCAUGAAGGGAAACAAAAAGUUCUGCAGCUCCAACUGUGAACGGGACUUUAAAGCCGACUGAUCCCAGCAGGAGGAAGAGAAAAUUCCACCAAAACAAAGACUUCUUUCUUCUAAACUUUACCCGAUGACACAUCGUUUCAUUUCAUCUAGCUGCUUUUUGAGUGUGUAGAGAAGAUCUCAUUAGUCUUCACGCGGUAACAGAUUCAGUGUCAGAAAUGCUUCUUAUGUCAGCAGCAGUCAUCCCCGUCUUUCUUGUAGCUCUGGUUCUGAAUGUGGGUCCGGCCCGGAGCCAAGGUUCCUCCCAAGACACCUUCAUAAUCCAGUACCUGGAGAGGAGACUGGUCCAGAUGGAGGAGCGCCUGAAUCGAUGUGAGCAAAGCACACUGAGUGUGACCCAGAAGACCUAUGACCUCUCCUCUGAGAUUAGGAGUUACCUGUCCACGGUUAGUGUUCUGAGGUCAGAGGUGAAGAGUCACAUGGACAGUGCGGUGGCGCGUUUGGACCGGGUGGAAAGAGAGCUGGAGUAUCUGGAAAACAAAAUCCCGACCCAGUCCGACAUCGAGAUGGAGGAGGUUCUGCUGGAACAGCAGAUCAAAGCAGCAGAGCUUGAACAGAUGAAGAAGAAAGCCAAGAUCAAAGUGGAGAACGACUGCAGCAUGGCGCUGAGUCAGAUCAAAUCGCUCAAGAUUGUGAAGAAGACCGGAGACACCUACGGAUCCUGGUUCAAGGACCUGUCAGAUGGAUCAAAUAAGGUCUACGUGCUAAGUGGAAUUCGAAACAACACCCUUCUGGAGUACAGUUCCCUGCAAAGCUUUGCCGGCCGGAGCGCCACACCACCCGCUAAGGUGGUGCACCUUCCAUAUGAUUGGCAGGGGACAGGUCAUGUGGCCUUCAACGGAUUCCUGUACUACCACAAAGCCGACACUCCCAACCAGAUACUGAAGGUGGAAUUGCUGAACGCUACCGUCGUCGACAGCACACUGCUUCCAGGAGCAGGCCAACUGCCCGCCUACAGUCUGAACUCCAACACCUACCUGGACCUGGCUGUGGAUGAACUUGGUCUGUGGGUCAUCCAUGCUGACCCAGAAUAUGGAGGAAACCUGGUCAUCACCAAGCUGGACACAGGAAGCUUGUCGGUGGAGUAUACCUGGGACACACAGUGCAGAAGCCGAGACGCUGAAGGAGCCUUCAUAAUAUGUGGCACCCUGUAUGUGGUCUACAACACGCGCUACGGCGGACGCUCCACCAUACAGUGUCUCUACGACAUCCACGACACCGUCCACAGUAACGAGAGUCCUGUGCUGUUCUUCCCAAAGCGCUACACCAGCCACAGCAGCAUCCACUACCACCCGAAAGACAAGCAGCUGUACGCCUGGGACGAUGGCUACCAGACUGUCUACAAAGUGGAGACGCGCCGGAAUGACCAAGUUGCCAUCGAAUCACUUUAAACCACCGAGGAGGUUGUGUUGUGGCUUUUUGGUUGGUUGGUUUAUUUGGUCAUCAGCAGAUUUACACAAAAGUAUCUGGGCUGAUUUUCAUAAAUUGUAUGGAGGGGGCGGGUCUUAAGUCCAUUAAGCUGUGCUGUAUAUUCAAAUGUAUUUCCCUCUUUUUUAUUAUUAUUAUUAUGCCGUUAAAGGGCUGGUGGGCAUGUGCACUCUACUGCAUUCCCAUCUAGUUUACAGACUUCAGUGUAAGUACACUCUAAAAGAUUAAACAUUAUAUUUACUUAAUCUAGUUAAGUCAACUUGUCCCACAAACCUUUGGUGUCAAAAUGGGAAAAAACAAAUUGUAGCAAUUAGUUACAAUUAAUCACGUAUUAGUUUAGUGGGUCCAGUUGAUAAAGCUAGAUUAAGUUAUCAUAACUCUUGUUUUUUAGAGUGCAGUCCCUUGACUCUUGGCGGAUGUACGUAUGUGCUCUGAGUUGUGCUUUUUAUCUGACAAUUUCCUCCGUAGAAUGUUUUGAAAAGUCUUUUUUUUUUUUACCCUGUGUGCGAAGCAGGGUAUUGUAAUUGGUUGUGUGUGUGUGUCUAUGAACAAGAUAACUGAAAAACGCCUAGGCGACUUUUCAGCAAAGUCAGUGUGAGUAUCACUUGGGUAGAUAUCUCAAGAUGAUUAACAUUUGGAGAGGACUGGAUAAAGGUCAAGAACAAGAUGAACAAAAAAAAAAAAAAAAAAUGGUGCGAAAAACAUUUUCUACUAUAUCUCCUAAGCCAAUAGGGCUAGAGAGAUUCUCUAAAUUUUAUAUUUUUAUCGACCUCAAGGUUCGAUCACAAUAUGGUUUUGAGUCAUUGAGUUAUUGUCUGUAUUGAUCUUAAAACUUUAGAGGGAAAAAUGUUGGAAUUUGAGUUGGAGGGAAUAUGCUGUGCCUUGGUUGAACAAUGAGCUCUACUGAGUGCCCAUGCGGUUAGUAAAAUGUAAUCAUGAUCAAGUUAUACAAGAGAAAUGGAGUCCAUUUAUGAUGUUUUGGUGUCCACUUGGUGGCAGUCUUUGAUGACUUUAUCAGUGUAAAAUCACAUCCAACCAAAAGGCUUAUUUUUCACAGUUUCGCUUUCAUAUUUUCUAUCACCACAAUAAAAAGCAUUGAAGUGUCAUUAAA